Messenger RNA from Indicator indicator, 1182 nucleotides. It is a transcript of the gene CAMK1D, whose product is annotated as calcium/calmodulin dependent protein kinase ID. Gene Ontology annotation, biological process: peptidyl-serine phosphorylation. Lineage: Eukaryota; Metazoa; Chordata; Aves; Piciformes; Indicatoridae. The transcript is spliced from 11 exons. Gene Ontology annotation, cellular component: intracellular anatomical structure. The record is from RefSeq and is a predicted model, not a curated record. Bases 1 to 1182 code for a protein of 393 amino acids. Gene Ontology annotation, molecular function: calcium/calmodulin-dependent protein kinase activity; ATP binding; calmodulin binding.
AUGGCCCGGGAGAACGGGGACGGUGGAGGCUCAUGGAAGAAGCAGGCGGAGGACAUCAAGAAGAUCUUCGAGUUCAAGGAGACGCUGGGAACGGGUGCAUUCUCUGAAGUUGUUUUGGCUGAAGAGAGAGCGAGUGGGAAACUGUUUGCAGUCAAGUGCAUUCCCAAGAAGGCAUUGAAAGGGAAGGAAAGCAGCAUAGAGAAUGAAAUUGCAGUCCUGAAAAAGAUCAAGCAUGAAAAUAUAGUUGCCCUGGAAGACAUCUACGAGAGUCCGAAUCAUUUAUAUCUGGUCAUGCAAUUAGUGUCUGGGGGAGAGCUUUUUGACCGCAUUGUUGAGAAAGGGUUCUACACCGAGAAGGACGCCAGCACCCUGAUCCGGCAGGUCCUGGAUGCUGUCUACUACCUGCACCGAAUGGGAAUCGUGCACAGGGACCUCAAGCCUGAGAACUUGCUUUACUACAGUCAGGAUGAAGAGUCAAAAAUCAUGAUCAGUGACUUUGGACUGUCAAAGAUGGAGGGUAAAGGAGAUGUGAUGUCCACAGCCUGCGGGACUCCUGGCUAUGUUGCUCCUGAAGUGCUGGCCCAGAAACCCUACAGCAAAGCAGUGGACUGCUGGUCCAUCGGGGUCAUUGCGUACAUCCUGCUCUGUGGGUAUCCCCCUUUCUAUGAUGAAAAUGACUCUAAACUCUUUGAGCAGAUCCUUAAGGCAGAGUAUGAGUUUGACUCUCCGUAUUGGGAUGACAUCUCCGAGUCAGCUAAAGACUUCAUACGGAAUUUGAUGGAGAAGGACCCUAAUAAAAGAUACACCUGUGAGCAAGCAGCACGGCACCCUUGGAUCGCUGGUGAUACAGCACUCAACAAAAACAUCCAUGAGUCUGUCAGUGCUCAGAUUCGGAAGAACUUUGCAAAAAGCAAAUGGAGACAAGCGUUUAAUGCAACAGCAGUGGUACGGCACAUGAGGCGGUUACACCUCGGCAGCAGCCUGGACAGUGCCAGCGCCAGCGUCUCCGGCACCCUCAGCCUUGCUGCACCGCUUCCCGAUGCAGCCACACGGAAAGAUUGUAUGUCUCCAUCAACUCUGUGUAGUUUUGUUUCAUCUGCUUCUUCAGGCGUUUCUGCAGUAGGAGGGGACCGGAGACCCAGACCCACCACAGUGACCACAGUGCACACAGGGAGCAAGUGA